AUGACUAAAGAUCAUAAGAAAGGACUUAUCAAACCAGGAAACGAGAAGUACUUGAGCUACUACAAGCGUCAGGAUGAAUGGAAGCCUGAGAAACCUGUUGGAGCCAUUGGCGCAAUGAGUUCCAGCCCUGGUCCCGCCAUUGUGAAUCUCCCCCCAACAAUAGGUGAUGAGGGUCACGAUCCGAGAAGACAAAAAGCUCCUGCAUUUUCAGUAGGAAAAGACGUUCCAGCUCCAAAUGCGUAUACACUACCAAAGACUCUAGGCAUCGGAGAUUCGCCUUACAGCAAGGGACCUGCAUUCUCUAUUGCAGAUAGAUUAGACAAGGGCUUACACCAAUCUCCAAACCCCGGACCAGCUGCUUACAAAUUACCACCUGCAGACAAAACCAAGAGACGUAUGCCUGCUUUUUCAAUGGGAUCACAGAUCAGCUGCUCCAAGACUGGUACUGUCACUCCUGGUCCAGCCUCUAAUUAUUAUCACAUGGUAAAGUUCCACAAGCCUUCAACUCCGCGGUACACUUUCGGCAUCAAGCAUUCUCCAUUCAAAGCGUUCGAGCGUUUCGCAGCCGAGUCAUGA
Molecule: messenger RNA, 576 nt
Organism: Uloborus diversus
Lineage: Eukaryota; Metazoa; Arthropoda; Arachnida; Araneae; Uloboridae
Product: outer dense fiber protein 3-like protein 1
Exons: 6
Coding region: 1-576 (191 amino acids)
Source: RefSeq, a predicted model, not a curated record